Messenger RNA from Stylophora pistillata, 2595 nucleotides. Its product is annotated as endosome/lysosome-associated apoptosis and autophagy regulator family member 2. Lineage: Eukaryota; Metazoa; Cnidaria; Anthozoa; Scleractinia; Pocilloporidae. Gene Ontology annotation, cellular component: membrane. The record is from RefSeq and is a predicted model, not a curated record.
CCUCAUUUGAAUUUGAAAAGCUCACACUCCCGACGAGAAGUUUUCUUUACGUCUGCAAUUCAAGAGAAGAUUCGCCUUGUACCUGGCAUUAAUUUAGUUUUCUAGAGUGAGUAGAGUUCGCUUUUUAGGAGGAUGGAGAGCAGAUACUUGUUGCUGCUUGUUAUUCUGCCUUUAUACUCGCAUGGCACUCCGUGCACGCAGGAUCAAAUCACCUAUGAUUUUACUGAAUGCGAUUCGGCCGAAGGAAGAUGGCGAGUUGCCGUUCCUAAACAAGAUGGAGUUUGUACUGUGGAAGGCGAAGUGCCUGUUCGGCAAAAGGAGUGUACUUUCACAUGUGAACCAGGACAUUAUGUUGAUGUGACAAGUAAGACCCUGGAGUGUAAAGCAUGUGCUAUGGGUACAUACAGUGUUGGAGGAGGGGUACGCUUCAGCAACUGGAAUAAACUUCCAACUGGAUUUGAGAGUCGCACGGAAGAUGCGCAUUUUCAAGAAUAUGGAUACGACAAUGAAUACUUCAAGGAAGAAAGUGGAGCUAACUGCUCAAAGACUGGGUGGAUACCAUCAGGUGACAGUAUCAUGUCACCAGAAGAUGAAUGUACCUCAGAUCUGACGUAUGCCGUCACUCUGGAAAGAGACGGUCAUGUAUCAUUUGAUUAUUACCACACUGAUGGUAUCCACACUGCUUUCCGUGUGUUUGUAAGAAAUGAUCAGUGCAGAGUUUCUAGUCUGGAUAAAGAGGAUACGUUCCCUCCACGUACUGUUAACAACGAAUGGGGAACAACCAAGAUUGCUUUGAAAGCAGGAAGGAAUGUGAUCACUUGGCAAGUUACAGCAAUCAGUUAUGGCUCUCACGACAGACGAGAACCUGUUUACAUCAGAAGCAUUGAAAUUCAAGGAGUGUCUUACACAUCAGAGUGCACCCCAUGUGAAGCAGGGUAUUAUAACAAAGAGGAAGCCAAAGGAAGUUGUAAAAUGUGGCCUGUGAAUACUUUUUCUUCCCCUGGUGCCACAGAGUGCUCAAAAUGUAAUGAGGUCACUGAGUACUCCGCUCGUGGGGCAAGGAAUUGCACCCUAAGGAAGCCAUGCACAGAACAAGACUAUUAUGAAAUUCGCACAGCAUGUGAUGAUGAACGCAAGACACAAGUUAAGUAUAUGUGGAUAGAACCAAAGAUCUGCAGAGAUGAUGUGGAUGGAGCCAAGAAGCUGCCUGCAUCUGGGGCAAAGGAAGAUUGUCCUCCUUGUAACCCUGGAAUGCAUCUUAAUGGCACAGGUGCAGGCAGUUCUUGUGUUUUUUGUCCUGCCAAUCAAUUCAGUGAUGGCAAAGCAGAUUGCGAGAAGUGUCCAGUGUCCACCGAGCCAGUUUAUGGACACCACCUCAAAUGGUGGCAUAGCGUCCCAGAACAUUUACAUGCAUCCUGUUUCUCUAUGUCAGAUCGUGGAUGCACCACAAAACAGGGCUGGCAACCACGUGGAAACUACCUGGACAGUGGCAUCAAUCAAGCAGAUGAUGUUUACAUGUCACUUAAACUUCCUGUGAAAGGCUUUGGAAGUCCUGAGGGUCUUAAAAAUCCUGUACAGGGCCAGUUUGGCAUGGUGGAGUUUGUCUUUGAAAUGAUCUGUACUGGAGAGUGUACUUUUAAAUUCAAAGAGAAGCCGCAUUAUAAAAUGACAAGUGUGAUUGAAGUAUGGACAGGGGCAAAUAAGAAAAUUAAGUACAGAUACAUGAUUACCUCUCACAGGGAAACUCAGUUUAUCUGGACAUUUCAAAAACAGAGUUCCUACUCAUUUAGUGAUGAUGAACUGUCUUAUAACUAUGACAAUGAUCGAGUGAAGAUUUACUCCAUUUCUAUCAACAACACCAUUGAUGGAGGUGCCGAUCAUUGCCGAUCAUGCCCAGUAUCUUCAGAGAGUGGAUGUAUUAGCUGUCCGAAGGGUAACUAUGUGGAUACUAAGAAGCAAAAGUGUGUGCCAUGCCCUAAAGGCACCUAUUUGAACACAAGUAACCUAUAUGGAUCAGAAGCUUGUGUCAAAUGUGGACCAGGACUAACCAGUGAAAAGGGAUCCACCACGUGUCAUUCUAACUGUUUGUUCAACUCCAUCAAGCAUAUGCGACAAUUCAACUUUACUGGUCUCCAAGGAACUCACAGCAUUGCCACUGGUCCCUCAUUCACCAGACGUGGCUUCCGUUAUUACCACCUCUUCAACAUGAGUUUGUGUGGACAUCCCUACAAAAUGGCAAAAUGUCACAAUAAUAUCAGCCUUUCCACUGGCAAAUCGGAUGCCUAUAAUUUGACUUCACCUGUUUGCCGCAUGACCGUUGUUCCUGACCCAGUUGUGAUGACCACACAAACAUUAAGUGUUGCAGACCGCCUUGAAGGUAUUUUUGAAGACAUUGCCGACAAUAAGACCAACGAAGCCUCGGUAUUCGCUGGAAAAACAGGUCCAGUAACAAACACGUCCAUCUUUUUCUUAUUCAAGUUCCACGGUGACAAACCCACUCAAGCGUGCCCUAAUGGCCGGUCAGUUUGGACAACAGUGCUGUGUGACCCUAAAGUAGGACAGGUACGUCUGUAGGACUUUCUCUCAACUGAGACC